GUUUAGUUCUAGAACCGAAACACUACAAGUUCUUUGUUCACCAUUCUUCUACGCUUUUUGUCACCCCUUUGAUCCGACACUUCUCGACGAAGACGGAUUCCAUUCAACUCGACGGGACUCUCUGUGAGAGUACCCUUAUUUAGCGUUGACUCGAAGCUCCCUCCCCUUCCAGGACGCUUCCGGACUUUUUGUUCUAAAUUUUUUGUUGUUUUCCAUACCAAACACCACCAUCUGCACUUUUCCCAAGUACAUCAAGACUGUACUCUUUCGGAGAUACAGGCACUCGUUCAGCCAAACCAAACAACACCAAAGAAACAGGACAACGAAUAGCAUAAGCCAAAGACGUUCAUUCAUUCAGAAAAAAAGAGAGAAAAAAAGCAAGCAUGCAUCUUCCAACAUUGGUACUACCGCUGCUGCUGGCGGUCCCCUCAGAAGCAGGGCUUAUUUUCAGGAGGACGCCGCAAGAGCGAGUUGUAGCCAGGCAAAAUAGCGUAGCAAGCGGAUUUCAUGAUCCAAACCUGCUCGACUCAGGGGCAUCCACAUCUGCAGCUCCAGCGAAAGCCCCUUCAACUACAGAGGUCUUCUUUGAGUUUCCCAUCCAACCCUCGGACAAUGCCGUUGCUUCGACGGAUGAGGCUUCUUCUACCACACCUACUACUGCGGCGGUGACGACCACAUCGCCUUUGUCGACAACUCCUGCUCUCGGCACCCCAACGCCAACUUUCUCGCGUACCCUCAACCUAGGCAGCCUGGGACCAGCCCCACAACCCGAGAGUGGUGCUGCCGUCCUGCCAACGACCUUUGCAUCAUCGGCCUCAACCACAGUUGCAGGCACUACUAACACUAGCACAGCGUCGACGACGGCGUCUCCUAGCACGACGCUGCUAACGACUGCAACUGCGCAAAACGGCACCACUGACAUUACCACAGCGUUGCCGUUGACGUCUCCUAGUACGACACCAUUGACUACUACCACUGCGCAAAACACAACAGAGGCGGCUACUCCAGUCACUUCAACGACUGCCAGGAUCAGGACUACGCCAGUCACUGAUGCCGCCACCACAGCCAGGACCACUCCGGUAAAUGGAACGACUGCCACGGUCAGGACUUCUUCAGACGUAGAGAGCUCCUCAGACAGCACUACUGUUCUUGCGACUGGCAACUCUACGGCGCUGCCAUCGACGGCCAGAGUCAGUGUCGAAACAACAACCGUGUAUGUUACCCUGAGGCCGUCGACAGAACUGUCGACAGGGCCGACCAAUACUUUGAUCGCGCCGACCGAAGCCGAGUCGACUGUGACUCUAGUCGUCACCACGCCCACGGUCUUCGUGACAGUAACCCCAACUCCCACCGACUCUGCAUCAGCUGGGACACCUUCCACCCAGUCCGUCUCGCCGCCAGCAUCUCAGGCGCCGACAACUGUUUUGCGUCAAAACACAGAGAUUCCUACUGGAACCCCCAACGCCCGGGUACCGACAGCCAUCUUCAUGGUGAAGAUCCCCACAGCCUCAGCCACGGCCACAGUCUCGCCUACCGACUACCAGACCAACAUGCGCUACGCCAGGAACUACAACCAGUUGUCCAGCACACUCGACGAGAAGUCGGCGUGCACCUCGGGACAAACUGCCUGCAUCGCCGGCGAUUUGCACGUCUGCGAAGACAACCGCUACCAAAUGUGGCAGGAUUGCACUUCCAAGCAGCUCAGCUGCUUCGGUUUGCCCAUGAACACCACCCUCGGCAUCUUUGUCGACUGCUAUGAGCCUUCCUUUGCCAGCUCGGUUUUGGGCGGCGCGGCCGGCAGGCCUCCGUCGUUGCCGUCGUCUUCGACGUCUUUGUCUUCAACUGCAGCGGCGAACACUACUGCCACUGCUGCUAUACCUGCAACUACUCCCACAACCACAACGACGACGGUUCCCCCUCCUCCACCAACCCCGUCGUCAAGCACAAAGACCCCGACCCCAACCACAACCACAGUCACCACACCCCAAACACCAACAACAACAACCCCAUCCUCAUCUUCGCCUCCACCCCCCUCGCCAACGCCUUCUACCACAAAGGCAGCGACUACGACUGAGACGCCUACCUUUACGACUUCGACCUACUCCAAGACCCACACGGCCGAGUUCAUCGAAGUCACCGUAAUCUCACACCACAAGCCAAAGACCACCGCGACAUAACCUAGUGCCAAGGAUGCCGUCGAAACAUCAAGCUGGGCUGAUGUUGGGGGAUCCGGUGCUGGGUAUGCUAGUCUGUCCCUGGCCGGAUGAGUCUUGUGGUAGUGUGUUCCC
This is a messenger RNA of Pyricularia oryzae 70-15, 2288 nucleotides long. RefSeq lists its product as uncharacterized. The record is from RefSeq and is a predicted model, not a curated record. The transcript has a single exon. NCBI's taxonomy places the organism in Eukaryota, Fungi, Ascomycota, Sordariomycetes, Magnaporthales, Pyriculariaceae. Bases 384 to 2177 code for a protein of 597 amino acids.